This is a messenger RNA of Stegodyphus dumicola, 8833 nucleotides long. RefSeq names its product peptidylglycine alpha-hydroxylating monooxygenase-like. Gene Ontology annotation, molecular function: oxidoreductase activity, acting on paired donors, with incorporation or reduction of molecular oxygen, reduced ascorbate as one donor, and incorporation of one atom of oxygen; copper ion binding. The record is from RefSeq and is a predicted model, not a curated record. Lineage: Eukaryota; Metazoa; Arthropoda; Arachnida; Araneae; Eresidae. Gene Ontology annotation, cellular component: extracellular region.
UCUGGCUUUUUAAUCGAUCUUUCUCGUUGGGGACAGCAAAAACAUCGACGCACGCUGGUCAUACCUGAGUAGCGUUGUGUCAGCAGAAAUGAGUUUCAUGAGUAUGAAACAAUUAAUACGAUUAGCAUUCUGUGUUGGAUUUACAGUUGUGAUUGUACAGGUUAACGCGAAAGAAGAUGAAAUGCAAAAGUUUCCACUGUUAAUGCCAGAUGUCCAACCUAAAGUGAAAGAAACAUAUUUGUGCACAGCUUUCAAGAUGCCAAGAUCUGAGUUUGAAUAUAUAGUGGAAUUCAAACCAAAUGCAUCGAUGCAUACGGCACACCACAUACUGAUCUAUGGUUGCAGUAUACCUGGACAGAGGCAGCGAGACAGCCCUAGGCUGGUCUGGGACUGUGGAGAGAUGAGCGGUCAACAGUCUGGUUACUUAAGAGGGCCGACCUGUGCCAGCGGAUCCCAAAUCAUCUACGCCUGGGCCAAAGAUGCGCCACCCCUCACGCUACCCGAAGGUGUUGGCUUUAAAGUUGGAAAAAACACUGGAAUUAGUUAUUUAGUGCUCCAAGUUCAUUACGCUAAUGUGGAUAAAUUUUUAAAUGGGGAAACGGAUAAUUCUGGAAUAAUUCUUUCCCUACUACCUGGGACUAGUGAUAAGGUAACGAAAGCUGCAGGGGUUUACCUCCUUGGAACUAGUGGAGUCAUUCGAGCUGGCGAAGAAGAACAUUUCGAAUCUGCUUGUAGAAUCAAUGAGCCUGUCGUUAUUCAUCCUUUCGCUUUUCGGACACACACGCAUGCUCUCGGAGAGGUAGUAUCCGGUUACAAAAUUGAUAAAGGUGGAAAAUGGCAUCUUAUUGGAAAACACAGUCCUCAAGAACCUCAGAUGUUCUAUCCAGUAGAAAAUAAGGAUUUGACUAUCGAAUAUGGAGAUAUUGUGGCCGCCCGCUGCACGAUGUUUAAUUUCCGAGACAGAGAUACAUAUAUUGGACCCACUGGCGACGAUGAAAUGUGCAACUUCUAUAUGAUGUACUAUAUUGACGGUGAUCGACCUAUGUCUGAAAAGUAUUGCUUCUCUGAUGGACCAUCUAACUACUACUGGGAAAUGGACCCGAUUAUUAACGAUGUUCCUUCGAGUAUAGAGAAGAGUGCGAGUUCUUUAAAAGAUUAAAAGCAGAUAUUAAAUCAGGGCAACAGAGUUUGGGAUUCAAGAGAAGAAUGUUUUGGCAGAUAGUCAUGAAAGAAAAGUAAACCUUAACUGAGUUUCUUAUUGAAGAAGUUUGAUUGAGGGAAAAACUCUUUCACGAUUAAUCUGAAGUUUUUUUUAACUUUGUUGCCCUUGGUGCCAAAAAUAAUACCGGUUUUUUUAAAUAGUUAUGAGUUUUGUUACAGAUAAGCAAAACUAGAUCUUUAUUUACAAAAGUAGCAUUUUACACUAAUACUACUGCAUACUUAAAGUUUAUGAUCUCAUAUAGUGUUAAUGUUUUAUUUUAUGAAUGAUUUACGUGUAUUUAGACAGCACUUGCACAUCAUACAUUUAUAUACAUUGCGCAUUAUUUUGGCAAUGAUUUUUGACACGGGAAAUAUUUUUUUAGCAAGUGUCUAAUUUUUCUAAUACAAGAAAUGUUUCUGUAUCUUAAAUUUAAUUGCUUUUUUUCAAAAGCGAUUUCCUAUUUAUAUACAUCCCGUUCCCAAAAUCUGUUGCCCAAAUGUUUCCGAGAUAAUUAAAUUCAUUUAUAACUUAAAUUCCUUAUUUUUAAAUAACACUAAAAUUGUUGCUGUAAUCCAAAAGCAAUUCCAAAACUGAUUCGCACAAUAUUUAAGAUUGAAAUAUACGAUAUUUAUAUAUAGUUUUAUUAAUGAAUUUAAAUGAUGUUUAAGAAUGAGGAUGUGUGUAGUUUUAGAAUGAAAUGGUUGAUGAUAUUUAAUGGUAUUUAUUAUUGAAAAAUUUUGCCUUUUCUUUUGAUUUCAAAAGAUUGCCAUUAAGUAAAGACUCUAUUUCCACUUUGUAUUAUUUAAAAAAAAGAGUCUUCAAAACUGUGGUUUGUCCUUUAAUAUCUAGUCAUUCAUAUUUUUGGAAGAAAUAUUUCCUUAAAUGUUAGUUCAAACAAUUGUGUAAAUAAUUUAUGUAGACAGCUACCUUAGUUUUUCAAUUCAAGCGAAAGGAAAUUUGUUUGAUUUUAAUGCUUAUAUAACGUUUAACUAUCAGAUUAAGGCAGCUUUCAAAUAUUUUAUUUUAUUUUUUUAUGUCAUAUUCUUCAUUGGAAGCUGACAUUCAGGGAAAGUUUUUAAUUAUACGUUCUCAGAGAUAAGUAAUGCAAAUAUGUUACCCACAUUCAAAAUGUUCAUAAUAUUUGGUAACAUACUGGUCUAAUGUAAAUCUAGGAAAAAUUUAAAAAAUGAUUUAUAAGUGAAGAGAAGUUUGUCACUUUUAAUUAUCCAUUGAAAAAUGUCUGCUGACAAACUUUCAAAAUCCGGUUAAACAACAAUUAAUUAAAACAAUAAAUAAGUACAUUUGUUUUUUAUAUUUAUUGUUUUUUACCACUGCUUCCUUUAAUUUCAUGUAACAAAAUAAUUUCAUUUUUAAUAAUUAAUUUGUACAAUCAAACCAUUUACCUAGGCUUUAACAAGAUUUCCCAUGUAUUUCGAUUGUUUUUUCAUUUAUUUUAUUUUAUUGCUUUAUAACAUUUUUUUCCUCUUAAAAGUUUAAUCUGAGAUUAGAUAUUCGAAACUGGGAAUUCUUCAUUUGUAUAUGAAUUAUAAGAUGUCUUGAACAUCCCAAUUUUUAUUUAUAAACCAGAAACUGUACUGUUUAUGAAGAUAUCGCCUCAAAAUAAUAAAAUGGGACUGAAUGAAUUAAAUUUUAUCUUGACAAAUUAAAACUAUUAAAUGUUUUUUCUUCCUUUUGUUAAAUAUCUAAAUACAUUAAUGACAAUUAAAGGAUUUUAGCCAGUAACAUAUUCGCUUGUUCGCCAGAAAAUUAGAUUUCAGAACUUCUUUUUCGUUUUUACCGUUUGGAUUAAAGAAUAACUGUAAUGGGAAAGAGAAAUAACGAUGUAUAAAACUUAAUUUAAAUUUUGCUGAAAAGGACCGUUUGAGCUUUUGAGAAAUGCGAUUAGACUUUCCUGGAGGGGCUAUGCUUGUAAAGGAAAUUAUAAUCUACAUUGUAAAAAUUAUUUAACAUUUUGGAGCUUGAUCAUCGACAGCUUAUGAUUAGAAAAAAAAUUCGUGAUACAUGAAUGAAACGAAAUUCUAGCCCAGAGUUCUCAACCGGGAAUGCAGGGAAUUUAAUAGUUUCAGGAGGUAAAAACGGUGAGACUUUCAUUAAGCUGUUAAUUAUUUAGUUUUGUGCAUAAAAAACUACUUUGAUUCAAGUUUCGGUAUUUACCUAAUAUCUUCUUCACUUUUUUGUUUAAUUUAUGAAAAAAAUAGAAAAUAAUCUAGAUCUAAAUAAAUGUAUAUAUAUAUAUCAUGUUUGGAAAGUAGGGGGAGGAUAUCAUCUUCUAGCAAUGGUGAAAGGGGUGUAUAUGGGCAAAAAGGUUGAGAACCACUGUUCUAGCUUACUUUUGCAUAAUCGCAUCAUAUUUUAGAUUUAAUGUUUCAGAGGUUAUGACUGAAGUGUUCCUAAAAAUGAUUGAAAGAGGAACUCUGGCCUGCCUUUCUAGAUCUUGAAUCACAAUUUACUUUUUUUUCCAAGUCCUUUAACAUAAACGCGUUAGGCAUUCACUUGAAGAGUUUUUGUAAAUUAAAAACAUUGAUUUACUUUAUAAAAUAAAUAAGCUAAAUCCAUCGGCAAUUAUUUCUUUUCCGCGAGAAAUGUUAUUAUCAAAAGUAAUUUUUAAUUUGCAAUAUAUAUUCAACAAAAUUUUCUUGCUUGUCCCUUAUCUUCAUUUUGCAUUUUAUAGGGUUUUUUUAAAAUUUGGCUUACCUUAUGUAGGUCUACAGCUGAAUAAGGCUGACGAUAUCAAACGGAAUAUACUGGUAUUAUCAUUCCUCACAUUUUUAAUAAUAUUUAUAAGUGAAUAUAUUACUUAACUCGACAAAAAUUUUACGCUUUUUUAAAUAUCGUGCUCUUUUAUUCACAUGGAUAUAUGCAAGAUCAGUAGAUAGACAAGGUUAUGCUCUUUCAAGGUUCAGUCCUUCCAAUGGCAUAGGCGAACGGAGUUCGCAAGACGAUCUCCUGCGCAGUUCCGCUAUUCCAGACUAGAAAAAUGUGUGAAAUUUUCGAGUGGUUUAUUCGUCGAGUAUGAAGUCAUUACUAUACUUUUCAGGAAAGAGGUUCUAUUGAUGAGAAGUAGAGUUUUGACGAUAGUAAUGUGAUGAAAGUAAGAAGAGGUGAUAGCAAAUGCCUCCUCCAAUUCCGAGACCGUGACGUAUCGUACAUCUGCUCAUUGACGUUACUUUAUCCACAGAUGCAGGAGAAACCGUGCUUUAGAACAAGACGUCGACGUCAUCCCGCUGGCUGAGCUUGGUCGAGAAGAGAAAAACCUUGCAGUAUAAUAGCUUGAAUCUGCGCAUGCCACCUAGAAUUAGAGAAUUUCAACAACUUUCGGGCAAACUUGUUGCGUGCGUGAGAAAUAGACAGUGCACAUUAUUCUCAGUAAAUGUUGAAACAAAUGCAUGUUGCUGCGUGACGCAGCGUAUGACUUGACAUGUUUAUUCGACCUUUUGCUUUACUCCGUGUUUUAAAAGGCUGCGUUAAUAAGGUUGACAUGGUGGCACGGUAGUAAAUGUGGCUUAUAAUUUCAAAUUGUAUUUGAUAUUCUGAAUUAUUUCAUUUAGAUGCUAAGGGGAACUUAAUAUUUUUCUGCUGGUUACAUUUGGAUGUGGAACUAGAGUUUGAAAUUUGGGAUCACAGCUUAAGAUUCGUUUGCUGAUUUUAUUUAAUGAUUAAAACUAUUUUAAGCUAAAAAAUUACAAUUAACUUAUUAGCUAGAGAAUCAUUCUCAGAUUCUGAAGAUAUAGAACAUAAAAUCAUAUAUUUGAAACGAACUGUUAAAAAAGAGCUGCCAAAUGAUAGGAUAAAAAAAUUUCUAUAACAUUAUUUUAUGAGAUUUAUAUGCUUAAUUAAUAAAAAUUAAAAACAAUUUAAUUUUUCUAGACGCAGAUGAUAGGAUGUUUUAUUAGGUAGCUUGCAUAUGAGGCUUACAAGUACUUCUCCAAACAGCAGUACUUUUUAUUUUGUCAACACAUGAGAUCCGUUUACUGAAAAUAAUAAAUAUUUUUUGAUGAGUUUAAAAAAGAGCCACUAAAUUUGCUGUUCAAACAUUAUGCUUUUUCAUGCAAUCGAAUGAUUCUGUUAAUCGUAUAGGUAAUUAUCAGACGUUCAUCAAGUCUGAGAAAUACAAUCAGCUGGAAAAUAUGAAAAAUGAAUCGAAAAUAAGAAGCACAUUACAUUUGGUUUUCGUGAUAGAAAAGACUAAAACACUUCGUGCUUUAAACACGGAUUCUUCUUACGAAUGCCUUUUGUGGUAUUUAAUUAAAGUCAAAUUAUGAGCUCAGUGGUUAAGUUAUCAGGUUAACGCCUUCGGAUAGUUGAUAAGGUAGGUUAGGUUAUUAGAAUGGGGCAAAGCACUCGAAGAACUAAGAAGAGGGCUGUUUUCGUAGAUGAGAAACUGGCUUAUCUUCGCAAUAUACAUUUAGAAAUAACGAAAAUCGACCAUGUAUCCAGCUCGUUCGCCUUGGCUCGAACCCUGAUCGAUUGGUUUGGUUUUAUUAGAUUACGGCAAAGCAGUCGAUGGCUAUCUGCCUUAAGGGAGGGUUGCCUUCGUGGAGGACUUUCUAAGGGAAACUGGCUCGUAUACACGUUACACAUGGGGAAAACCACGAAAACGCCCAUGCAGCCAGCCUGUUCGCGGGAUUUGAACCCUGGUUGAACUAGCACUAUUCAGCUCACUUAAGCAUUCGACUGCUGGUGGUGCCGACUGUGGAUUUGAAGCUUAUCAAUGGCUCAGGCACCUAAUUAAAGCAAAACGCUUAGAAUGGGUACGGUCGUUCUAUAACUGUUCUUAUCAAGGACACCUCCAACCCCAAACAGGGAGAAAGAAUGUAAUGGUUUAACUCUUUCGGAUCUGUUAAGCAAUAUGUAACUUCGCAUGUUCCAUGGCUAACUGGGAGUUAUCCGAACCUGUUUCAAGGCUUCAGAUAGCUAAGCUGAUAGUCAUCCCGUCCAUGGAUUAUAGUGUUUCGAGUUCACCUGCUAGCAAGGAUCAGGUAUGAAAUCAGAAUUGCUACACAUACUCAUGAGCUAUAGUUUUCAAAUAUAUGUGACACAAUCAUGAAGUCAUAAGGUAAAUAUGUCAAAUAAUAGCUAAAAAGAGUAAUUAUUAACUGGUUAAGAAUACAUGGUGUUUAGAAUCGCUUAACAGAUUCCAUUUUAAAGGGUCUGUGUCCAGAGGGAUAAGAAAUUACAUUUUUGUUGUAGAACACUUAAUAUUAAGAGAAUAAAAUCGUUAAAAUAAGUUCAGUGUUUUGAUAAGGAAAGGGGGUUUACAUUUUGCAAACUUUGAGGAAAAGAUGCUGGAGUUUCGAUAAAUUUUUUAAUCAUGCAUAUGGAAUCCAAAGAAAUAUUUAUCAAAAAAUUAAUUUGUCCUUAUGCUUGAAAAGGCAUGUGGUCGGACCAUAUUUUUAAACGUAUGUCACUAAAAAUGUAACAGUAAUUUUUAAUAUCAUACUUAUGUCCUUUGAAAUAGUUCUAAUUUAAAGUAAUAUAGUAAUAGUUGGAAUGUAACGGGCAUUUUUGAUGUGACUGGGGCAAAAAGUCGUGAAUUCAAGAAUUUAGGACAUUGAUCUGUUUCCUUCAAGGUACAGAAUUAUGUUUAGGAAAUACAUAUUGAUAUAUAAUUCAUAAUAGGCGCUCAAAUAAAUAAAAAUGUAUUCCUUGAUGGAUAAUAUGCUAAGCUGCUAGAAGAGAUGGAUUUUGAUAUCAUAACAGAGGUGUAUUUGUGAAGUAGAGAGCUUGCCUUACUAGAGUGUAUGAGGGCUUUGUAUCUUAAGACUCUAUGCUUUUUUCUAAUACGAAGAGUGAUCUAGAGAACCAUUGGACCGCCAGUUGUAACUUGCGCAAACUCAUAAAUCUGCCUCUGAUGCUGAUAGAUAUUAUUAAUGGAAUUAUUGAACCAAAUUUGCUAAAAAGGAUACAUAUAACAUAAAUUAAUUUGAAGUCUAAAUAUAUAAGAUCUAGUCCUAUUAGGCCACAUAAACUAAUCUAGAUUCUACAAAUGAACCUGGCGAAUUCUCGCACAAGCGUGAAGUAAUACCAGCACAGAAGAAGGGCGAAAAUAAUCCUUUAAUACUUUCAACUAUGAACAGAAAAGGCACGUAUUUCGCGCUUUAAUACCGACAACUUGCGGUGGAACUUAACGUUAUUAUACAAAUCAGUUCAAGUCUAAAUAGAAUAGUGCUGGAUUAGCACGUUAAGUUACGGCUAUCUUAGGUUGACUCGACAAACCUAACGGGCGUGACAAUUAUUUGAAAUAGCCAACGGGCGUAUCAGCGUAACAGCAAGGUCAGAAACGAAAUCUGCGAAAACACGCGCUGAAUAAACUCUAAAAUUCUCCCGUUUAAAUGCUUACUUCACUUAAAUUUAAAUUUACAUCCUGGCGAGGAAAUGCGAGGGGAAGUUCAGAAGUUCAGGAAAGAUAACAAACAUUUGAAUAAUUGGUUAAGUAGUUUAAGGGAAACAGUACAAAUACACAUAAAACAUUGUAGUGAAGGCAGAAAGGGGAAUCAGGGGAUUAGAACUAUAUAGAACUAUAUAAAAACUGUUAACUAUAUAAAAGGGAAAAUGAUAACAUGACUACUGAAAAUGUUCAACAAUUUAUGUUAUUGUCUCAGUUGAUCCUUAAACUAAAAAAAAAAAAAAAAGUUCUAAAGAAUUUAAAAUAAUACUUAUUUUCAUACAAACAAAUUUAUAGAAAUCGAUUAAACUGAUAUACAAAAAAUCCUGGAAUGCUAAAUUUUUGACAAAGGAAAACUAUUAAAAAAUCAGUAUGCUGCUAUUAAAAAAUCUAAACUAUUAAAAAAUCAGUAUGCUUAAAAAUAAUUUAAUUUCGAAAAUAAUGGUAAUUUUUUAAACACUGGAAAUAUUUGGUUAGGCUGAAAAGUCAUGAAGGGAGAAAUUUAAAUUAACGCACAUUAUCUGAUAAGUACAUGUCUCAGUUUUUUUAUAACAUUUAUGUUAUCAGUAAACAUUUUAAGAAAUAUGAAGCCAUGAGUAAUUAUAGAAAUAAACCUCAUCGGUUUAGUUUUUUUAAUUAAUCAUUGGUACUUCGGAAAAUAACCUUUGCUUUCUAUUAACUAUUAGAUCUUAAAAUGCUUUUUUAUAAUUCACAAAAUUUUAUAAGAACAUAAAAUAACAUGUUAUACCAAUUUUGUAAUUUAGUAUUAUAAGAUGAUAUCUAUAUAAAUAUAAAAAGUAUUAAUUUUGUAUUGUUAUGAUUACUUAGUGUCCGAUAAUAAGAUUUUAAUUAUUACUUUGUAAUAAAGGUUUUCCAGUUAUCAAAUAUUUUCCAUACCUAUCGACUCUUGAAACUGUCCACAUCUAGUUUUAAAAAAAAAAAAAAUCACGAAAGAGUCCAAUUUGCUAUAUGACAUAUAGCAAUGUGUUGUUAAAAUUUAAGGUUAUUUUAUUAGAGAUUAAAUAUAUAUAAUUAAGUAUAAAGAAAAACUGUUGUUUGAUAUGAUAAGAUUCUAUUUGUAAAUGAGGCGUGUGAAAUUCCAUAUAUUUCAUUUUGCGUUAUAACUUUUCUUGUAUGGGAAUUUCUUUUUUGUGUCAUUGUAGUUGUAUGAUAAUGUAAAAUAUGUUUGUGUACAGUUUAUGAAAAAUAAAUUCCUUGCAAAGCAA